AUGUUCCAGACCGACAGCUUUCAUAGAUCGAGGGGGCCCUCGCAGGGCCGCAGCUACUUCAACGGCCGGGGCAAUUACGGCCGCAGCCGGCGGGAUGAGGAUUACAGGGACGACUACCGCGACGGCGGGGGGGGACGGGGCCCGAGGUUUGGCCCCAGGGACGACUACAGGGAUGACCAGUACCGGGGGGGGGACCGGGGCAGGGGAUAUGGUGGCGGGUAUGGCGGCAGGGGCGGUGGGUACGACGAUGGGUACAGAAGAGGGGGCUAUGAUGGCGACAGGGGAGGCUACAGGGGGAGGGGUUAUGAUGGAGGGAGCCGCGGGGGGCGGGGCAGGGAGAGCCACGGCUAUAAUCGGAACAAGCGGUCCGGGGACUACUGGCAGGACGGGAGGGACAACCCGAGGGAUUGGAGGGACUCCAGGGAAUCCAGGGACUCCAGGGAAUCCAGGGACCGGGGGUCGUACAGGAACCCCAGAGGGAGAGGCACUGGGAGGCAGUACUACCAGCACGACGACAGGGACUAUUAUGACAACCGGUCCAGAGGCUACCAGGGCACCAGGCCGAAUAGCGAGCCAGCGCGUAGCAACAAAUGGGAGAGGCUGCCAGGUGGCACCAACGCCCCUGUUGGCGUGGCCAAGGAUGUGUCCUUGCUGACGACGCUACCGGGACAUUCCAAGGCAGUUACUGCAGUCGCUUUCGAUGAGGGCUCUGGACGGCUGUUUACUGCAUCCAAAGAUGGAACAGUGAGGCUAUGGAGUGCUGACAGUGGAGAGUGUCAAAGUACUGUGAAAAUUGGCGGAGAGGUGGACUUAUUAUUGCUUGCAAGUGGAUUCCUGUUCAUUGGGAUGCAUGCGCCAGACAGCUCAAGAGGAGGUGAUGUGGGCUCUGUACGUGUGUUUAACUUGUCGUCCAACCACGACCAGGCUCUCCCAGCCCAUGAGGGCCCAGUACUGUGUCUACAUGGUGUGAACGAGUUCUUGUUCAGCGGUGGCCAGGACUGUAAUAUCAAUGCCUUUAAGUUCAACGCUGACAGCCAACUAUUUGACCCUGUGGGUGCCCUGACAAAGGAGCAGAAUGGACAUACUCAUCCUGUCACAGCAAUGGCUUCAAUUGCACCAACCUAUCUGUUCUCUGGGGAUAGGCAUGGAAACAUCAAGGUGUGGAAUUUGGGAGCUGGGGGGUGCACACAAACCUUGGAAAAAGCGCAUGAUAGGAGCAUCAUGAGCAUGAUCGUGUGGCAGGGUGUGCUGAUCAGUGGUGCUUUGGAUGGGACAAUCAAGGUCUGGACGCAGAGCAACAGUGGUGCCGGAUUUGUGCUGGACUCUGUGCCCAAUUAUGAGCACCAGAGACCGGGCACUGGAGGUGGACCUGCGCCAGGGGUACUGUCCAUGUGCGGCACACCUGAUGGACAGAAUAAGCCAGUGCUGAUGGUUGGUUUGACGAGCGGCAUUGUCGUUUUGUACGACCUGCCAGAGUUCCGAGAGCGAGGGGUUCUGCCAGAGGUGCAACAGCCACGAGCAUUGGGAACGGGCCCAACUGGCUUGAUGUUCACUGGGGACAAAGUUGGCCGCGGCGUGAAGAUCUGGCAAUGGGAUGGGGACUGGGACGACGAACCACAGGCUGGGCAAGGUGGUGUCGGUGAAGCCCCGAUGGAGGCUUGA
Ostreobium quekettii is the source of this 1662-nucleotide messenger RNA. The record is from the annotation of a GenBank genome assembly. NCBI's taxonomy places the organism in Eukaryota, Viridiplantae, Chlorophyta, Ulvophyceae, Bryopsidales, Ostreobiaceae.